GUUUAUUAAAGAGAAUAUAUAUUUUAUUAAUUAAUUAAUUAUAAAGAAAUAGAAAUAAAUAAAAAUAAAUUAAAAUGGUGCUAAUGACAAUGAUAGCUCGCGUCGUCGACGGCCUACCUUUGGCCGCGACAAUGCAAGAAGAUGAACAGUCUGGAAGGAGUAUAUUAGAAUAUCAAAACCAAGCUAAAUUAUUAUUUCGAAAGCUCGGUAUUCAGUCUCCGGCAAGAUGUACUUUGGAAACAGGACCGUAUCUUUUUCAUUAUUUAAUAGAAAAUGAAGUGUGUUAUCUAGUGUUAUGUGAAAGAAAUUAUUCUAAACGCUUAGCAUAUUCGUAUUUGGAAGAUAUCGCUCAAGAAUUUCAUUCGCAAUAUGGCAAAAAGGUGAAUACUGUAACAAGGCCCUACACAUUCAUAGAAUUUGAUACGUACAUUCAGAAAGCAAGAAAAGUUUUCACAGACAACAGAGCACGUCGAAACAUGAGCAGUAUCAAUAAUCAACUGCAGGACGUACAACGAAUCAUGGUCCAGAACAUUGAUGAUGUUCUACAGAGGGGAACUGUCCUAUCAGAAUUGGAUACAAAAACCCAAAACCUCUCGAUGUUGUCCCAAAAGUACAAAAAGGACGCGACUUAUCUUAACACCAAAUCUUUGUACGUAAAAGCAGCAGCCGGUUGCAUAGCCGUCUUUGUAUUUGUUUUAUAUUUCUUUGUUUUGUAGUAAAUUAUUUAUUGUAUUUGCAUAUUUAUAUAAUGAUAACAUUUAAAGGAACUUGAUUGUUUUAUUAUGAAUCUUGCCAAAUUUUGAAACAAUGUUCAAUUUUUUUGGCAAAUCAAGAACU
This is a messenger RNA of Ctenocephalides felis (cat flea), 837 nucleotides long. RefSeq names its product vesicle-trafficking protein SEC22b-B-like. The record is from RefSeq and is a predicted model, not a curated record. Gene Ontology annotation, biological process: vesicle fusion with Golgi apparatus; retrograde vesicle-mediated transport, Golgi to endoplasmic reticulum; endoplasmic reticulum to Golgi vesicle-mediated transport. NCBI's taxonomy places the organism in Eukaryota, Metazoa, Arthropoda, Insecta, Siphonaptera, Pulicidae. Gene Ontology annotation, cellular component: endoplasmic reticulum-Golgi intermediate compartment; ER to Golgi transport vesicle membrane; Golgi membrane. Gene Ontology annotation, molecular function: SNAP receptor activity.